GCUUCAUCCUCACAGAGCGGAGAGACACACGGCGUGGAAGGACGCGCGGGUUUCUCCCACCAGCUCUCCCGUCUGGCAGAAGCGCGCACCCGCAGCUGCAGGAGAACCCUGAUCCAGACGAUGUGUGCGGACGGAGAGUGCGCGAGUCUGAGGCGACUGUGAUCAGACGUGAAGGCAGGUUUCAACAAAUAUACAGGAUGAGCUUCGCUGCUGGUUUUCAGGAAAUGCAAGUCAGUGUUGAAGAAAUCAGGAACCGACUCCCACGCAGCGGAGACAAGAACGCCAAUCAGUUGUCGUCCGGUGGUCAAGGCGGAUGUGGAGUGGGCGGCGGCUACAGCCCCAGCACUCUGCCUCCGUUCGUGGCUGACCGUGACCAGCUGGUGAUAUGGGGCUCUGAGCAAAGCUGUUUGUCACGCCAGCUCCGCCAGUUUGAGCUCGUCGCUUGUCCGGACAUACACUCCUUCUUGGACGACGCCCAGCCAGGAGAGGAGAAUGAGGACGACGCCGAGAGCUUGAGGGACGGCAAAGAUGAAGGUCCAAUGUCCAUUUCGUCUUGUUCCACUGCCAGCUCUUCCUCCAACGGAGUGAAGAAGAACGACAAUGACACCGUGGAGGACAAAGCGCAAAGGGGUCGGGAUGUUCAAAGACGGAUCAUCUGUCACAGCACCGAAGAGCUCGACACAUGUUUCACAGACAGCGUUGAGAAGAAGGACGCCUCGGCAGCUGAGAAGGGCCGGCGCAGGAGGGGCCUCAAGGAGUCAAAGUCUGAGACAAACGUUUUUGUUUCCAGUUUCUCAACCCUCUCUUCCGGCGGGAGUCUGUCCAGUUCUCUGGAUUACUCCGGGGAGCCCCGCGUGUCCCUCCUCAGCCAGAAGAGCAACCAUUCUCCCACUGCCAACAACACUACCUCAGCCCAAGUGACAGGAAGGGCAACCCGAGUCGAUGCCAAUCAGAACUCCCCUCCCACGCAUCAUCCUCAGGAGAAACAUGGCCAGCACCACGUCCAGGGUCAGCGGCAGGAGGAGGGAGGUCUUCAGCGGAGGAACUCCUCAUCUGAUGCUGGCCUGGGUCAGAGGAGGAAGGCCGGGUUCGAAGAGCGGGUGCUGCCCCCUCGAAGACAGCAGCUCGUCAGACCCCUCUGCCAGACGGAGACGGAAGCAAGCAGAGCUCAAGCGGCAGAAAGGGCUCGCACUCUAUCUUCCGGUCGUGCUGCAGACUCUCAACCGAGCGGCUCAGCCAGAAGGUUUUCCAAGUCGUCGCUACGGGAGCCGUCCGAUUUCUCACACCUGUACAGUGUGUGUGGCGUUUCCCAGCAACGCUGCCAGAGUCAGGAUGCAAACAAACAAGUCUCACCAGCGCAAAGGCCGCCGGCGGCAAGUCCUCCAAGUCCCGCCACUGAGAAAAGGCCUCCCACUCAACUCACAUACAGAAGGAAUUGCUCGAGCCCCAACCGCACCAGGGUGGACUCCGGGGCUUGGACUCCUCCACGCUCUCCUCUCAGGACGCCUCAGAGCUCACCGCGCCGGCAGCCUUCCACGUACCUCAGUGCUGCGGCGCGACACACUCCGUCAGGAAGCAACUCUCCUCUCUCAGCUCCAGCUCAGGGCAACGCCUCCUCAAGAGCACCAGCGAAAGCAAAUCCAAGCACAACUGGAAACCCCACGCCACCUUUUAACAGCCAGCAGAGCCCACCCAAACCACCUCAGUCUUCAAACUCCUCUCCCAAGCCUAAACCCAAAGGAGUUCGUCCGAAAAUCAUCACCUACGUCCGGAAAACUCCUCAGCGCAAGCCUCAGGCUGCAGACGGACCGUACCAGGUGUCCUCCCUGCCAUCACGCCUGUCGAGCUAUGUGCAUGGAACCUUAGCUUCUCACAAAGACCCCUCCAGGAGUGAGGAGGACACCAGAGGAGCUGCGCUGCUCAGCGCCUCCAACGUGCUGUUUGACAAGUACCGCCAAGACAUGCAGGCCAACAUGCUCCCGUCUGGGUUUCUAAGUCGGAGCAUCAGAGCCCCUGGCUACACUAACACCGUGCCGCCGGCUCACAGCACCGUAGCUCCACACGGCCACGGACAUCCACACAACCACACAGCGGCACCGAAACUGGGCGGGAAGACGGCAACCUUCUACAAGGCAUCAUCAGAGGUUGGAUGUGCCGCUGCUUUUAAAGAGUCUUCUGCUGAGGAGCCGAUGAAGUCUGGGACAGCAGCUCAGCCUGAGGGCAGCAACAGUCUCCUGCGCUCUGGCAGAGGACUGCGCCUGGGUUUGGGCGCCGUCCACCGCACUGCAUCACUGAAGGGCAAAAGCAGCGGUCAAGGUCCGCGGGCGACGCUGAUCUACAGCCAACCCAUCCAACCUCUUCCUCCUGCCGCCGCUCAAACACACCACGGCAACGCAGAGGAUGAAGCGUUCAUGCGGCGUGCAGCUCUUCCUGCCUCGGCGACAGUGACGGCCCAGGCCCAGAUCCUGGCCUCCAGAUCCGUGCUUCCCAAGCCCAGCCAGACGGGUCUGCGCCAGCCAGGCUUCGGCUUUGUGAGGACCGCCAGCGUUUCCUGGGUGGCCUCCGCCCACUCUGCUGACAGCACACAGAGCGACCCCUGCAGGACAGCUCAGCGUCAGAGCGCCAGUGAGGAGCCUCCCCAGCACAGAGCGAGCCAGUCGACCGAGCGGGGUCGCAGCAGCCUGCAGCCGCCCUCCACGCCGGCACUGCCGCGCCGCUACCUGCCGGCCCAGCCGCGGAGCUCCCCUGGAGUGGGGAGGAAGGAGUUCCAGCGCGGGUCGGAGCUGACGCGCUCCCUGCCGUCCUCCCCGAAGAGGCUCGCCGUGGUUCCUCCAAAACCUCAGUCCCCAGUCCAGUCAGGGCAGCGGUCCACAGCGGCGGCGCGAGGGCCGACCCCCCACGGAUCGCCUCGCCGCUCCUCCUCCCUCAGGCUGCAGCCGGAGCAGCAGGGGAGCCUGCAGAAACAGAGACAGGCGGAGGACAGAGAGAAGGUGGAGCACAGGCUGGAGGUGGAGCAGCUGCAGGGACGCUGUGAGCAGCAGGAGCUGCAGCUGCAAACUCUCCGAGAAGAAGUGAGGAGGACUUCUCUGGGCCUGGAGGCCUUCAUCAUCACCACGCAGCACUACUGCCUGAAGAACAAGACGGCUGAAGAACACAAGCGCUCCUUGCUGAUGGAAAUCCAAAUGAUCAGAGAAGACUUGGCCUCCACCUCCGGGCGCUGGGAGCGGCUGGUGCAGGAGAAGGCGGCCCUGCAGGCGGCGUUUGGGCGGGAGCUGCAGGAGCUGCAGCUGCAGCAGGAGGCGGAGCUCGCUGCGGUGGAGGCGGGACUCAGGAAGUGUCACUCUGCUGAGGCCGAACACCUGAAGGCGGAGCACCGUUCAGUGAUGGAGGAGCUGAGGGCUCAGCAGCAAGAGCAGAUGGAGGAGAUGAGUGUCCACCACCAGGCUGCCAUGCAGGAGCUCAGAGAGAUGCACAACAUCACCAUGGCAACCCUUCAUGAGGAGCACGCGCGCACUAUGAGAGACCUGAGGAGAGCCCAUGAGCAGCAGAAGGUGCUGCUGGAGCAGGACCUCCAGAAGAGCAGGCUGGCUCUGCAGGAUCAGGUGGACACCCUGACCUUCCAGAAUCAAGGUCUGCAGGACAAAGCCAAGCGCUUUGAGGAGGCUCUGAGGAGGAGCACGGACGAGCAGAUCCUUGAAGCUCUGGCGCCGUACCAGCACAUCGAGCAGGACCUGAGGAGCCUGAAGGAAGUGGUGGAAAUGAAGAACCAGCAGAUUCACCAGCAGGAGAUGAAGAUUUCCCACCUGGAGAAAGUGGCCCAGAAGAACGUGACGCUGGAGGAGAGGGUGCAGCUUCUGCAGCAGCAGAACGAAGACCUGAAGGCCAGGAUUGACAUGAACCUGGCCCUGUCCAGACAGCUGUCGGAAGAGAACGCCAACCUGCAGGAGUCGGUGGAGAAGGAGAGCACGGAGAAGAAGCGGCUGAGUCGCAACAACGAGGAGCUGCUGUGGCGCCUGCAGAGCAGCCCGCUGGCGUCGCCCGCCUCCUCGCCCCUGCACCGCUCCUCCUCGCCCGUCCCGACCUGCGGCUCGCCCUCCCACUGCCAGGGCUGCCCCCGGCAUGCCCUCUUCACGUCCCCCUCUCACGGAGCCUCGGGCCCGGCCACGCCCACUCACAGGGUCGCCACCGCCGCCGCAUGCCUGGGCUCACCGCCGCUGCCGCCGCGCCACGCUCCCGCUCUGUUCUAGACUCUUCUCCGCGCUCGUGUCACAGCCGGUUGAGCACGUGAAGAACCCGAGGCAGCCAUGUUUGUAGUCCAGUCGGGUUCCGAGCAGGACCUCUGCAUCAUGAGGCCCCGGGGAAGGGUCCUCACAGAGCCACCUCCAGCCUCCCUCAGGAGAUCGGCCAUCUUGUAUUUACCUCAGCGGGCGUGUUGGCGAACCGCCAGCUGUUCAGCUUCCAAAGCGUCUUCCGGUCGCGACGAGCUCGCAGAGUCUUCAUUCAUUCAGGGAUUCGUAUCAUCAUCCUCCCACUGAACUGAAGCACUUCCGGAUCCAACGUGACCAGCAAGCCGCACUUGGAGCCUGAGGCGGGUUUGUAAUGAUUUUGUACAGCGCAGCGCCACACAGGGUCCCACGCCAGUGUUUAGUAGGACUGUCUGUGCAAACCCCAGUGAAUGUAGAGCAGGACUGAGACGCCAGAGGGGGGCGCUCUCUCUCCGCUGGCUCUGACGUCCCUGUUUACAGCUCCUACUGUCCCCCUGGACUGGCCCCGAAUGUCUUUUCUAUUUUCUAUCGCUCUGUCGGACGCCACAGUAGCAGGCGGCCAACGUAGCAGCGAGGCCCGCAGGUGGCGCUCCUCCCUGAAUGUACAGAUGUUUCCAGCUGUGUUGCAUGUCUCCUCCCCCCUGCAUUGUGAUGGCACCGGGGCCCAGAGCUGGGCCUCUGAAUGUGGAUUAAACGUGUUCUCCAGCAGGCGUGGCGUCUGUGUGUCGACCCCACAAACUGACCAAGGCCAGUGUCUUGGUGAGGAACGAUCAUGAGCAAUAACUUACUGUACACCAUAUGACGCCGAACACAGUCUCCACCGUGACACUUCUGCAUCUCACCGUAUAGUCGAUAAACCCGCGGCUCACUGGCUGCACACCUGAACAUGAGGAGAGGGUGACGGCGCCGCGCUCUCCAGCUCCGCGGCGUGAGCAGUUGUGGAGAGUGUGGUGGACUUUGCUUCACCAUGGUAGUUUGAACCUUUGAUCAUGACACUGGUCGACUCUGACUCUCUGGAUCCCUGAGAUGGAGUGGUCCUCACAGGUUCUCUGAGGCGCUCCUCUGCCUUGGUCCACAUCAACACAUGCAGCUCUCCUGCUGCCAAGGUGACAACACGGUGGCGUCCUCUUCCGCGUCCCCAUGAGGCUUCACUGAUGGAGGACACACUCUCACAGGCAGCACUAAUGCUAGGAGCCGCCAUCAGUCAGGGACCAUCAACAAAUUCUAAAGCCUCAAAGUCUGAGUGACAUCUUCAAUAAGGCCAUGGAAAACAAGCAUUUUAGGAGAGAGAGAACUGUGACAAGGUUUUUCACCACACAAGACAAAGGACUGACAGUUGGGAUCAUGAUCUGGAGAAUAGACUCUGACUCCAUGGUCAUUUCUUCAGCUGAUUUCUAACUUCUAAAACAUUUAUCGUGAUAACUUUUUUGGUCCAAGUCGCCCGUCCCUAGCGUGGACAAUCUGCAGCACACAAGCGUGGAUUCAACAGCAAAGCUUCAGGUGUGGUUUCCAGGCCUCACUUCCUCAUGAAGUGGGACAUGACGUCCAUGGGCAGAGGGAAGAUGAUGGUGGAGUUCUUCUCCGCCGCGAUGGUGUUGAGGGUCUGCAGGUAGCGCAGCUGCAGCGCCGACGGAGACUCGGCGAUGACCAGCGAGGCUUCCUUCAGCGCUCGGGAGGCGUUCAUCUCCCCCUCGGCUGCGAUCACCUGCAGGGGGCGGAGGCAGCUCCGUCACUGUUGCAGUGCAGUGUGGCGCCAGAGCAGCGCAAGAGUGAUACAGGUGUGAAGCUGAAACUAGAGUGACACCAGAACAGCUGUUGAGGAGCAAGAGGGGAGCUGGAAUAGGUCCAGCCUCCAAACCACCAGCAGAGGGAGCCGCUGAAGAACCGCCGCAGAGGAAGACGCUUCGGUGUGAAGCAGAGGAAGAUGGUGAAGCAGAGGAAGAUGGUGAAGCAGAGGAAGAUGGUGAAGCAGAGGAAGAUGGUGAAGCAGAGGAAGACGCUUCGGUGUGAAGCAGAGGAAGAUGGUGAAGCAGAGGAAGAUGGUGAAGCAGAGGAAGACGCUUCGGCGUGAAGCGGAGGAAGACGCUCCGGCGCUGACCUUGGCUCGGGCCUCUCGCGCCGCCUCGGCCUCGGCAGCCAUGGCUCUCUGCAGUUGGACCGGCAGCUUGACGUCCUUGAUCUCCACUCGCUCCACCUUGAUGCCCCAGUCGUCCGUGGCCUCGUCCAGGUUGGACUGCGAGGCAGAGAAGUGCCUCCUCUUUAACAGGGUUUGUCCAGUCUUGUUUACCUGCGUUUGUCUUCCAGGACGCUCACCUGCAUGCUGUGGGCGAUGCCUUCGCGGUCAGACAGGACCUCGGCCAGGUUCUUGGUCCCCAGCACGUUCCGCAGCGUGGUCUGGGCCAGCAGCCGCGUGGCGAAGUCGGCGUUGGACACGUUGGCCACGGAUGCGAUGGGGUCGCUGACCCGGAAGUAGACCACUCCGUCCACGCUGACGGUCACCGAGUCUUUGGUGAGAAUCUGUCGGACAGGAGCGGCACAGUCAGGCCCCGGGGUUCCGGACAGGCGUCUGCUUCUGCACCUCCUGCGGUGGGAUGUCGAAGGAGAUGGUCCUCAGAUCCACUUUGAUGAAGGAGUCGGUGCACGGCAGGAUGAAGAAGAUCCCUGUGGAGCAGAGCGGCAGGUCAGCCGGGUUCCUGCGCCGGGUUCCUGCGCUGGGCUCCGGGCCCUACCUGGGCCCUACCUGGUCCCUUGGCCUUCCGGUCGGUGAUGCGGCCCAGUCUGAAGAUGACGGCGCGCUCGUACUCCUGAACAAUCUGCAGCCAGACACAGGUGAGGCAGCGCCACCGGGGAACACCUGACUCCCACUGUGUUCUAUCUUUGUGAGGACCGCUGUGAGUUUUUCACCCACAGAGUGAGGAGAUUUUGGCAGGUCCUCACUUUGUCAAGCCUCAGUUUGAGGUGAAAACUACCAAACAGCCGGGUCACUGUGCUUCAGUUUGGUUCAGAGUCAGGUUCAGCUGAGUCAUGUGUGUCAGAUGGUGAGGUUCAGGGGGAGAGGCUGGGGAAGGGCUGAUGGCAAUGACGGUCCUCACUAAGAUAGGGAGACAAUCGUGUGUGUGUGAGAGAGAGAGAGAGAGCGCGCUGACCUUCACGCAGAACCAGAUGGUGAGCGGGAAGGUCACGAGCGUGAAGAAGCCCGACAGGAUGACGAUGAACCAGCCGCAGCAUCCCAGAGAGCCGGUGCGCUCGGCUGCAGAGAGGCACCAGGUUAGGUCACUGGAAAACUACUGAGGCGGGGCACCUGCCCCACUUUCACGCGGCUCUUCACCAGACUGGCUGUGAGUUGGCUCAAGUUGCUGCUGAGAUGAUGCUUUAUACAGGAAAUGAGAGUCAGAGCUGUUCCAAAGACUUUGACUCCUGUUUAACUCUGGAACAUAGACAAUAAACCUGGCCGCACGUGCUCUAAGAAGGAGGGGGCGGGGCUUGGAGCAGGUCCCAACAUAGAGGAGUCAAGUCACCACAUCUACGCCUCACAGCCCGACGUGUUUGUGGCUCUGCUCAGCAACACAGCGGCUGCUUGGCCAGGCCUGAGUUAGUAUGUUAUUAUACUGAAAUGUGUCAGUUGUAUAGUGACAGGCCACGUGACUGAAAAAUGAGAGUCGGUGAGUUUUAACCCCCAAAUUCAGGGUUAACCUCAGGGGUCCUCACUAGGAGGUGUGUUUCCAAGAGUCGGUCCCCAGGUAAACCAAACCCACAGGCACAGAAUGAGGCACCUGGUGGUGUUCUCAGCAGCAGCGCGCUCUGCUUUACACCAGACGACAAACAGGAAGAGCAAAUGUCAGACGUUAGCGACGGAGCGGGGUGUUUGUGCCCCUCUCCUGAGAGAUGAACCUGGCAGUCGAACCAACCCAACCCAGCAGAAACUCCUCAAGAAACCCAGGAGUGUGUGGAGGAACAGUGAGAUGGUCUUCAGGUCGACGUCACAGUGUUUGGUUUUCAUGAAUAAACACGAGGUGAAACCAUGAAGAUCAAACUGUCACCGUGUCCUGGUCUGCUCCACCUGCCGCCCAGUGCCUUGCUCAUGGGCGGCAGGUGAGGUCGCUGUUGACUGGAGUCGGGUGAGAGGUCACCGAGGC
Molecule: messenger RNA, 8401 nt
Organism: Synchiropus splendidus (mandarinfish)
Lineage: Eukaryota; Metazoa; Chordata; Actinopteri; Syngnathiformes; Callionymidae
Gene: mtus2a
Product: microtubule associated tumor suppressor candidate 2a
Exons: 16
Coding region: 198-4247 (1349 amino acids)
Cellular component (GO): nucleus; cytoplasm
Molecular function (GO): microtubule binding
Source: RefSeq, a predicted model, not a curated record